AUGAAAUCUAUUGUUGCACCGGGGACACGUGUCUACAAUUUCCACACUGCAGAUGUACACACCUAUUUUGCUAAUGGCGUUGCUGUCCACAACACGUCAGGUGCACAAUUUGUCGAUCUGAGCAACAUUAAAGGUUUAAAAAGGCUUGAAUGGAAUUCUCAUGCUCCUGAGUGGCGGAUCGCAAUGCCUGGAAUUUGUUUUGAGGACAAAUGUACGAAUGCAUCUUGCAAGGCAUAUAAACAGCAGUUGAUUAUUAAUAUCGGAUUUAAAAAAUUCGAUUAUCUAACAGAUGUGAGUGCUGAUACGUCGAAGUGUCUCGUGUGUAGUAGCUUUGUUGAACCGGAGACGUGCGCUUUUAACAACUGUACGUGGAAAUGGUGGGGUAUAAAACAAUCUCAGAGUGGCAUGCCACCUGAAAAGGUUUCGGCGGACUGGAGAAUUGCUGACAAUGCCUAUCAUCGAUUCGAUCAAGAUGUGGCUGGAACCGUUACAUGGCGACAAUUAUUUAUCGAAGCGAAACCGAAUUGA
Molecule: messenger RNA, 528 nt
Organism: Didymodactylos carnosus
Lineage: Eukaryota; Metazoa; Rotifera; Eurotatoria; Philodinida; Philodinidae
Source: the annotation of a GenBank genome assembly